Molecule: messenger RNA, 1412 nt
Organism: Nymphalis io (European peacock)
Lineage: Eukaryota; Metazoa; Arthropoda; Insecta; Lepidoptera; Nymphalidae
Gene: serpin-7
Product: serine protease inhibitor 77Ba-like
Exons: 1
Coding region: 46-1254 (402 amino acids)
Molecular function (GO): serine-type endopeptidase inhibitor activity
Source: RefSeq, a predicted model, not a curated record
UUCAAUAUUUUAGUCUCUGCAACUCGUUCAUCGAGUACAAUCAAAAUGUCUAGACUCACAUUCCUCUUAAUAUGUGGGUUAAUUCCAUCUCUGCUCGCGCAGUGUACUGUGAAAAAAAUAGAACCUCUUUUCAAAAGAUCGGUGUAUGAAUUUUCAGUCGAUUUGUUAACAAGGAUUGCCCAAGAAAAGGAAAAUCACUUCGUAACAUCUACGCUAUCAACAUGGAUCUUAUUGACAUGUACUUCACUGGGUGCGACUGAAACUACCCUUGCAGAAUUAAAACAGGUUCUAAAAUUAGAAAAUAAUAAGUGUUUUAAUAAUAACUAUUUAAAACUUGCAAGCCGUGUUACAAAUAAUAAUAGUUCUGACGUAGUCUUGGAAAGAAGCGCAAGUGUAUACGUUGAUAGUAAGUUAGAUAUCAGAAAUAUAUUUAAAAAGAGAAUUUCAAAAUUUGGUGUUAGCCAAAUUGAAAGUAUAUCAUUUAGCGAUACUGAUAAAGCUGCGCAGUAUAUAAAUGACUUUGCGAGCCGUGCGACACACGACACAAUAGACGAUGUCGUGUCUCCGGGAGAUCUUGAUGAUGUGGUCAUGAUUAUCAUUGAUGCCAUAUACUUCAAAGGGUCUUGGCAAACUCCGUUUGUCUAUGAAGAGACUGAAAUGAGUGCAUUUUAUAAUGAACGAGAUAUUCAGAUCGGUGACGUCAAUCUCAUGUACUUAACUGGUUUGUUUAAUAUUAGAACUAUUCAGAAAAUAAACGCAAAAGUACUUGAGCUUCCAUAUGGGAAAAACAACCUAUACUCCAUGUUAGUCUUUCUACCAACGGAACAAACAUCUCUGUAUUCUGUAAUAGAAAACCUGAAGUCAAUUAGUUUAUCGACAAUAAGAAAACUUUUCAAUGACUUUGGCCCGCAAAUGGUAUCAGUUCAAAUGCCAAGGUUCAAGAUAACAUCAGACCUUACUAACUUGAGAGAACUGCUGGCUGAUAUGGGAUUGAAAACAAUGUUUGACAGUGCCCAAGCUCAAUUUUCAAUAAUAUCUGAUUAUCCGUUGUAUGUUUCAAACUUUGUUCAAAAGGCUGAUAUAGAAGUGACCGAAGAAGGAACGGUAGCAAGUGCUGUUACGAAUGCAGAAUUUUCCUUUAGAACAAUGCCUGAUGAAUUCAUUGCAAACAGGCCUUUCUUGUUUAUGAUAAUUGAUAAGAAAGCAGAGAUUCCAAUCUUUACUGGUGCUUAUUCGAAGCCUAGUUUAUUUUAAGAUGGAAUAAAUAGUCUGUGGCUAUUAUUACAUAAGCCCUUUAAAUACCUAAUGAAAAUAAAACUUAUCUCGCUAUUAAUUUUUACAUAAUUAUUUUAAACCAAACUUUAACAUCACGGAAUUUUAUUUGUGAAAGAAAUAUAUUUUUGUUAUAUUCA